GAUCGAACUUGGUCACACUCAGCCACCAAAAUGACUUGAAAACAGUGUCAUAGGUACAUUAUUAAAUAAAUAAAUAAUUGUACACUUACAAUGUACAACUACUUUAGUUUGUAGGGGCUGGGAUGCAAUAGGAAAUGGACAACUUAAAUUUAUACGAAGUGCUAGGAGUGGCUCCGGAUGCAAGCGAUGAGGAAAUAAAGAAGAACUACCGAAAAUUGGCCAAAGAGUUCCAUCCAGACAAGAAUCCCGAUGCUGGAGACAAGUUUAAGGAGAUAUCCUUCGCCUACGAAGUGCUGUCCGAUCCCGAAAAGCGUCGCAUCUACGACCGUUACGGAUUGAAGGGCCUUCAGGAGGGCGCCGAAGGAUUCUCGGAUGCCUCCGAGUUCUUUGCCCAGUGGUUCCCCUUCGAUCGAGUAUCGCCCGGGGGGCGAGGCAGGCGCGAGGGCAAGGUCGUGGUCAAGGUCGAGCUGACGCUGGAGGAGAUCUACGUUGGCGGCAUGAAGAAGAAGCUGGAGUACAAGCGCCAGAAGCUGUGCCCCAAGUGCAAUGGGGACGGCGGGCCCAAGGAGGCGCGCGAAAGCUGCGAAACCUGUGGCGGAGCGGGUCGAGCGGCCGCUUUUACCUUCAUGGGUCUAAGCGCAUUUGAUGCGACCUGUCCGGCUUGCGAUGGCCGGGGAUUCACGAUCAAGGAGGACAAGAAGUGCAGUCCUUGCCAGGGCAGCGGUUUCGUGGAGCAGAAGAUGAAGCGGGACCUGGUCGUGGAGCGGGGAGUCCCACACAUGCUGAAGGUGCCCUUUGCCAACGAGGGCAACCAGAUGCGAGGCGGCGAGUUUGGAGACCUCAUUGUAGUUAUCGCUCAACUGGACCAUCAACUCUUUCAGCGCCGACAUGCCAAUCUGUACAUGCGGGACCUUGAGAUAAAUAUCACGGAGGCGUUAUGCGGAUACACACAUUGCUUUAAGCACUUGGAUGGACGGAACGUCUGUCUGCGCACGCAUCCGGGUGAAGUCCUGCAGCACGGCCACAUUAAGAUGGUGCGGGGCGGCGGCAUGCCCGUUUUCAACAAAGCCACCGACAGCGGAGAUCUCUACUUAAAGUUUAUGGUUAAGUUUCCCGAAAACGACUUUGCCACGCCUGCGCAGCUGGCAAUGCUGGAGGAUCUACUGCCACCCAGACAGCAGGUGGUGAUUCCCAAAAACGCCGAGGAAGUACAGAUGGCAGACUACAAGCCGCAACCACGGCAGCCGGACGACGAGGACGGACAGUCGCCACACUUUGAGGGCGUGCAGUGCCAGACCGCUUAGUGCCUGUGGUUGUGGCUCCUGCAGACGCGAUUUCUCUGCCUCGAUCUGUGGCUGAUCCUGGGCACCUUUGGCAUAGAUGAAGUCUGCUUCCUGGUGCCGCUGUUCGUAUUGAUAUGCAUAGUAUUAUUUUUCAUACGGGAAUGUUUGCUGUGAAAAGCGCGUGAUCUAAAUUCGUAGUAUUGUUAUUGUCCGAGACUAAAGCUUAGCUGAUCUGAUUUUAGAAUAGGAGUGUCUUCAAUACAUAAGCCACGCUAAAUUAACAAUAUUCUAACA
Molecule: messenger RNA, 1577 nt
Organism: Drosophila gunungcola (fruit fly)
Lineage: Eukaryota; Metazoa; Arthropoda; Insecta; Diptera; Drosophilidae
Gene: DnaJ-H
Product: dnaJ homolog subfamily A member 2
Exons: 3
Coding region: 135-1304 (389 amino acids)
Biological process (GO): protein refolding
Cellular component (GO): cytoplasm; cytosol
Molecular function (GO): Hsp70 protein binding
Source: RefSeq, a predicted model, not a curated record